AAGACAUAUGCACCGGAAGUUCAUCUCAUCAGGCCAUAUCGCCGAGUUGCUUUUACACUGGGUGUAAUUGCCUAAUCAACGACGUCAUCUCACAAAAUACUCUCCUUAAUACUAUACACUCUCUGAUUUGCUUCCAUCCAGACGUUCGUCAAAUAUUUUUGCUUCAACAUGGCUCCCGGGAUCAUAUCUAACCCAAGCCCUCGAAGCACCAGUCCUCCGGCCUUUAGCAUCGCUAAAGCCGUGAAAAACUUUCUAUUCAACCGGAGCAUCAGGGCUCCUCCGCUACGUGUACUCAGGGGGACAGCUGGAGCCAACAACAACAACAUCAGCAACAACACAUAUCAUCUUGAGGAUGGAACUCAGAUCUACAACGCCUCCGGUGGUGCUGCUGUAACCUGUAUUGGGCAUUACAACAAACGAGUCGAGGACGCUAUAGUCAAGCAAAUACGUCUGGGACUCAGCUACGUUCCUUCCGGAGCAUUCUAUCCUGAUGUCGCCGAAGAUUUGGCACGCGAUCUGAUCGCUUCCACCGAUGGCAAGAUGAGCAGAGCUGUCUUCUACAGUUCAGGCUCCGAAGCAUCGGAGGCAGCAAUGAAACUCUGCGUCCAGUAUCAUGCUAAAGAGAAGCAAAGUCCUGAGCUGACUCGCACUCUUUUCAUUGCUCGAGAACGCUCAUACCACGGAGCAACACUUGGAGCCCUCGCUAUCAGUGGAAUGCCUACACGAAAGGAUAUCUAUCAACAUGUUCUCCCCGCGAAUGUACACACAAUAUCUCCAUGCAACCCUUACCGGCACCGCUACGAAGAGGAAUCAGAUGCGCAAUACGUUGACCGCCUGAAGGAAGAACUUGAACAAAAGAUCCUGAAACUUGGUGAAAAGAACGUCGCUGGUUUUAUUGCGGAACCAGUGGUAGGAGCAGCACUCGGCUGUGUCCCUGCACUACCCGGCUAUCUUAAGGCUAUGCGCAAAGUCUGCGACAAAUAUGGCAUCCUCCUCAUCCUCGACGAGGUGAUGUGUGGCAUGGGCCGCACCUCCAGUGGCAACCUACACGCUUGGCAAGACGUAGGUGAAGGGGCAGUCCCCGACAUCCAGAUCAUCGGCAAAGGACUCGCGGGCGGCUUCCAAGCCAUAUCGGGCAUGCUCGUUGGCAAGCCAAUUGUCGACGCUUUCAUAAACGGGCCCGGUAGCGGCGCGUUUUCUCAUGGCCACACGUUCCAGAACUUUCCCGUUGCAUGUGCGGCGGCGCUGGAGGUGCAGAAGAUUGUACGCGAAGAGAAAUUGCUGCAGAAUGUUUCGCAGAAGGGAGAGGUGCUUUCUGAGAAGCUGAAGCGAAGACUUGGAGGACACAGAAAUGUUGGGGAUAUUCGUGGCAAGGGUCUCUUCUGGGGAAUCGAAUUCGUCCAAAACAAAGAGACCAAGGAAUCAUUCAAUUCCAAGGACAUGGUGGCCUGGAACAUGUCUCAGAAGGGACUCACGCGUGCUUAUGGCAUCUUCGUCUACCCCGGAUCAGGCUCUGUCGACGGCGACAAGGGAGAACACAUCAUCAUUGCCCCAGCGUACAACAUCACAGACGCUGAAGUCGAUCUCAUUGUCGAGCGCGUCGCCAACCUGAUCGAAGACUUCUUUGAUGGUUAUAUCCCGUCGCCGUUAUAACCCGGUCGAUCGACGCUUUCCAUCGCAUUGGGCACACGCAGGAGAACUGCUACGGAGUAUAGCAUUUUGUUACCUUUCGGUUUGGUGGUUUUUUGCAUUCGGCAUAUGUACCUGCAUCUGGGAUCGGCUGUUUGAACAAACUAUUGUUCGAGCCUCGCCCACACGCUCUCCCACAUCUUGAGCUGGUCUCUGUGUUUGCUGGCUCGCCUACCAUAGUGCUCACAACUAUAUGAUGCGACUGAUAUCUUCUUGCGCUUCUACUGCAUAGUAUGCAUGUUGUGUGUGUUG
This is a messenger RNA of Dothidotthia symphoricarpi CBS 119687, 1941 nucleotides long. RefSeq names its product PLP-dependent transferase. Gene Ontology annotation, cellular component: cytosol. The transcript is spliced from 6 exons. NCBI's taxonomy places the organism in Eukaryota, Fungi, Ascomycota, Dothideomycetes, Pleosporales, Dothidotthiaceae. Gene Ontology annotation, molecular function: transaminase activity; pyridoxal phosphate binding. The record is from RefSeq and is a predicted model, not a curated record. Bases 169 to 1653 code for a protein of 494 amino acids.